Menidia menidia (Atlantic silverside) is the source of this 1191-nucleotide messenger RNA. The record is from the annotation of a GenBank genome assembly. NCBI's taxonomy places the organism in Eukaryota, Metazoa, Chordata, Actinopteri, Atheriniformes, Atherinopsidae.
CGAAGUUUCUCUCUUUGCUCAUACACCAAAGCGAACGUAGGAAUGGAAGCCUUUACAAAGCUCUGCACCACUGGACUGCCACUUGUGGCCAUUUCACAUCAUUUGAACGGGACGAGCUAAUUAGCGUUAGCUCGGUCCAUUAGCCUCACGGCUGUAACGGCUGUAACUUGACUGAACGUCACCUCCGCUCCGUGCCGCGUUCGCAGCCACGGACAGCACAGAUCACAUGAUCCAUUCAGAGCCUUUCCUGUCUGUAGGAGCUCCAGAUAGAGACACAAGCAGAGGAAGAUGAAGCUGAUCAUCCUGAACGACUACGACCAGGCAAGCGAGUGGGCUGCAAAGUACAUUAGAAACAAGAUUCUGCAGUUCAAAUCUGGGCCCGACAGAUAUUUUACCCUGGGACUCCCCACAGGAAGCACUCCUUUAGGUUGUUACAAGAAGCUGAUUGAGUACUACAAAAAAGGAGAAAUCUCCUUCCAGUAUGUCAAAACUUUCAACAUGGAUGAAUACGUUGGACUCCCCAGAGAUCACCCAGAGAGCUACCACUCCUUCAUGUGGAAUAACUUCUUCAAGCACAUAGACAUAAGAGCAGAGAACACCCACAUUCUUGACGGCAAUGCUCCUGACCUGCAAGCAGAGUGUGAAGCCUUUGAGGAGAAGAUAACAGCUGCUGGGGGAAUUCAGCUGUUUGUUGGAGGUAUUGGACCGGAUGGCCACAUUGCCUUUAAUGAGCCAGGUUCAAGCUUGGUCUCCAGAACCAGAGUGAAGACCCUUGCUAAGGACACUAUCAUGGCUAAUGCUAGAUUCUUCAAUGGAGACCUCUCAAAGGUGCCCACCAUGGCUCUGACUGUGGGAGUGGGCACUGUCAUGGAUGCAAAAGAGGUCAUGAUUCUCAUCACAGGUGCGCACAAGGCGUUUGCUUUAUACAAAGCUAUUGAAGAGGGAGUGAAUCACAUGUGGACAGUGUCCGCAUUCCAGCAGCACCCGCAGACGGUUUUCGUAUGUGAUGAAGAUGCCACCUUGGAGCUGCGGGUCAAGACUGUGAAGUACUUUAAAGGGAUGAUGCAUGUGCACAACAAGCUGGUUGAGCUCCCUCCCUUAGAACCGAAGAAGAUCUGAAGCAAUCUCUUUCAUGCCUUAUAUGGAUAUUAAGGCAUUUUGGGCGGAAAAAAUGUACACUCCAAUGAUUCC